Messenger RNA from Cladophialophora psammophila CBS 110553, 516 nucleotides. RefSeq lists its product as uncharacterized. The record is from RefSeq and is a predicted model, not a curated record. NCBI's taxonomy places the organism in Eukaryota, Fungi, Ascomycota, Eurotiomycetes, Chaetothyriales, Herpotrichiellaceae. Bases 1 to 516 code for a protein of 171 amino acids. The transcript has a single exon. Gene Ontology annotation, molecular function: protein binding.
AUGUCAGCCGCGACAUUACGUACUCAGGAUUUUGUGGCAGGGCAGGAUCCUCCUCCGAUUCGCCUUAUCCCAGAACACACUACAACGAACGGCAUUGAAAGCGGUCGAACCGAAAGCUCGAUUUGCCUACAAAGCUGCUGUAUUAUCCAGCAGUGUGCAAUCAAGAGACACGCGGCGGUCGUACAGAAGCUGCUUAGCACGGGAAACGUAGAUGUCAACUGUCAAGAUAGGUACGGCAGGACCGCAUUGUGGUGGGCGCCACGGAACAGACACGAGGCGGUGGUUAAUCUGCUCCUUGAGGCCGAUAAUGCGGAUAUCAACCACAGGGACACCAAGUACAACAGGACGCCGCUGGAAUGGGCCACUGAGAACGGCCACGAUGCGGUGAUUAAAGCGCAGGUCGAACACGUCGAAGAGAACGCCUAUUCUAAAGUCCUCGAGCACAAAAGGCCAGCUCGAUCGAAGAUGAAAGUAUCCGACAUGGAUUCUGAAGAGGAGGACACAGAGUUGCACUGA